AUGGCCUACCAAGCCGGCGGCAAUUCGCCUGGGGGCUACGGCGACCAUCGCAUGCAAGACCUCCAGAAUAACGGGAGUCAAUACCACCUGCCGCAAGAAGAUGACGCCUCGCGUUCGUUGCUCCAUCAGAACCAAGGUCCCUUCAGCGGCCCUUUUGACGACCCUCAACACCGCAAUACCUCGCCGGCUCGACCCGCGUCGAGAUACAGUUUGACUGAGUCCUACGCCACGGAUCCACAAGCCAUGAAUCAAUACAACGACCCCAUGUACGGCCAGCAAAUGGACAAUCCGGCCGCGGGCUUUGGUGUGCCCGGCCGUGUUCCAUCGCCCUACAGCCGCAGCGAAACCUCUUCGACGGAAGCCUGGCGUCAGAGACAGGCACCCCAGGGAAAUCUGCGUCGAUAUGCCACCAGAAAGGUAAAGCUUGUCCAGGGUUCCGUGCUGAGCGUGGAUUACCCCGUCCCAAGUGCUAUCCAGAAUGCUGUUCAAGCUAAAUACCGUAACGACCUGGAAGGAGGCAGCGAAGAGUUCACCCACAUGAGAUAUACCGCCGCAACCUGCGAUCCGAACGACUUUACCCUCCACAACGGUUACAAUCUGCGCCCCGCCAUGUAUAACCGCCACACCGAACUAUUAAUCGCCAUUACAUACUACAACGAAGAUAAGAUGCUGACAGCUCGCACACUCCACGGUGUCAUGCAAAAUAUUCGCGAUAUUGUAAAUCUCAAGAAAUCGGAAUUUUGGAAUAAAGGUGGCCCUGCCUGGCAAAAGAUCGUUGUUGCUUUGAUCUUCGACGGUAUUGAUCCCUGUGACAAGGACGUUUUGGACGUCUUAGCGACUAUUGGUGUGUAUCAGGACGGUGUAAUGAAACGUGACGUCGACGGCAAGGAAACAGUUUCUCAUAUUUUUGAAUAUACCACCCAAUUGUCUGUCACUGCAAACCAACAACUGAUCCGUCCACACGAUGACGGCCCAUCUACCCUUCCACCUGUUCAAAUGAUGUUUUGUCUAAAGCAAAAGAACAGCAAAAAAAUCAAUUCCCACAGAUGGCUUUUUAACGCAUUCGGUAGAAUUCUGAACCCUGAAGUUUGCAUAUUAUUGGACGCUGGCACGAAACCCGGACCCAAGUCACUUCUUGCACUUUGGGAAGCUUUCUAUAACGACAAAGAUUUGGGCGGCUCCUGUGGUGAAAUCCAUGCCAUGUUGGGCAAAGGUUGGAAAAAGUUGAUUAAUCCGUUGGUCGCAUCCCAAAAUUUUGAGUAUAAGAUCAGUAAUAUUCUGGAUAAGCCAUUGGAAAGCUCUUUCGGAUAUGUCAGUGUGUUGCCUGGCGCUUUCUCAGCAUAUCGCUUCCGCGCCAUCAUGGGCCGUCCUCUUGAGCAGUAUUUCCAUGGCGAUCACACCCUCUCUAAGCAACUUGGCCCAAAGGGUAUCGAAGGCAUGAACAUUUUCAAGAAAAACAUGUUUUUGGCUGAAGAUCGUAUUCUCUGUUUUGAAUUGGUUGCCAAAGCCGGCUCCAAAUGGCAUCUGACCUAUGUCAAAGCUUCGAAAGGAGAAACCGAUGUACCUGAGGGUGCUCCUGAAUUUAUCUCCCAGCGUCGACGCUGGCUUAACGGCUCCUUCGCUGCAAGCAUUUACGCCCUCAUGCAUUUCGGCAGGAUGUACAAGAGCGGGCAUAAUAUUCUCCGCAUGUUUUUCUUCCACAUUCAAAUGCUUUACAAUACAUUUACCGUUUUUUUGACCUGGUUUGCCCUUGCUUCGUACUGGCUUACAACUUCCGUUAUCAUGGACCUUGUCGGGAACCCUACCAAGGAAAGUGAAAGAGCCUUUCCGUUUGGAAACAAAGUCACACCUAUCCUCAAUACUAUCUUGAAAUACAUGUAUCUCGGUUUCCUCCUACUUCAAUUCAUUCUCGCUCUCGGUAACAGACCAAAAGGAUCUAAACACUCCUAUAUAACGUCUUUCAUUGUCUUCGGUACUGUUCAGCUCUACAUCGUCAUUCUGUCUAUGUACUUGGUUGUCCGAGCCUUCUCUGGGGGCGUGGAAUUCGAUGUCAAUAAUGGCGUUGACGGAUUCUUGCGGUCAUUUUUUGGCUCCAGCGGUGCCGGUAUCAUCAUCAUCGCCCUCGCUGCUACAUUCGGACUUUACUUCGUUGCGUCCUUCAUGUACAUGGACCCGUGGCAUAUGUUUACCUCAUUCCCCGCUUACCUACUCAUCAUGUCUUCGUAUAUUAACAUUCUUAUGGUCUACGCAUUCAGCAACUGGCACGAUGUUUCAUGGGGUACCAAAGGUUCAGACAAAGCAGAUGCUUUGCCAUCAGCACAAACAAAAAAGGAAGAAGGCGGCAAAGCUGCAGUUAUUGAAGAAAUUGACAAACCCCAAGCUGAUAUCGAUAGCCAAUUUGAAGCUACAGUGAAAAGAGCCUUGACUCCAUAUGUUGAGCCAAAAAGUGAUGAAAAGAAGUCCCUGGAGGACUCGUACAAGAGUUUCCGGACUCGGUUGGUCGCAUCGUGGUUAUUUUCUAACGCCCUGCUCGCGGUAGCUAUCACCAGUGACAACGUGAACAAGUUUGGUUUUACGUCUCAAGCAACUACCCGAACUGCUCGUUUCUUCCAAGCGUUACUCUGGGCUACGGCUGCACUUUCUUUGAUCCGUUUUAUCGGAGCCUGUUGGUUUCUGGGUAAAUCUGGUAUCAUGUGCUGUUUUGCCAGGAGAUAA
Molecule: messenger RNA, 2715 nt
Organism: Ophidiomyces ophidiicola
Lineage: Eukaryota; Fungi; Ascomycota; Eurotiomycetes; Onygenales; Onygenaceae
Product: Chitin synthase, class 3
Exons: 7
Coding region: 1-2715 (904 amino acids)
Cellular component (GO): cell septum; cell periphery
Molecular function (GO): chitin synthase activity
Source: RefSeq, a predicted model, not a curated record